UUUAGGUAGAUUCUAUUUUUAAAUAAACUUUGUAUAUAUAAAUAAAUAUUUAAAUCUAUAAAUUAAUCAUAUUGAUAAGAAAAGAAAUGAGUGAAGAGCAAAACUCUAGCACUAAGACAAAAAUAGCGGUUAAACCAAAAAUAAGACAUGAUUGGUAUCAAACAGAAACCGAUGUCACUGUCACUAUUUUGUUAAAGAACGUGGACGAAUCAAAAUUAAAGAUUGAUUAUGGAUCAACAUCUCUUCAUGUUAAGUAUGAAGAAAAUGAACUCGAUUUUCGACUCUUAAAUGGCAUAGUACCUAUAUAUUGCACACAUAAAGUGACUCCAUCAAAAAUAGAAGUGAAACUUGUAAAAGCAAUUGGCAUAAGAUGGGAAAAAUUAGAAGCAGAUGCAGAAUUACCAAAACCAGUCAACCCUACCAAAGCAAAUGAGAAAUGGGAACAAAUUGCAAGGGACUUUGAAGAAGAGAAACCUGAAGGUGAUGCUGCUCUGAAUGCUUUGUUCCAGAAAAUUUAUGGAGAGAGCAAUGAAGAUGUUCGCAGAGCUAUGAACAAGUCAUUUAUGGAAUCAGGUGGUACAGUACUGAGCACAAAUUGGAACGAGGUGGGCAAAGAGAAGGUUGAGGUUCGUCCACCAGAUGGAAUGGAGUAUAAGAAAUGGGAUUCAUAAAUUUAUUUUUUUAAAACGAUUAAGAAAUUCUUAAAUUUCAUUGAGAGAAAUCAUUUUAUGUAAAUAUCAUUUUUCAAAUAUAUUAAUGUUUAUAA
This is a messenger RNA of Ctenocephalides felis (cat flea), 766 nucleotides long. RefSeq names its product protein SGT1 homolog. The record is from RefSeq and is a predicted model, not a curated record. NCBI's taxonomy places the organism in Eukaryota, Metazoa, Arthropoda, Insecta, Siphonaptera, Pulicidae. The transcript has 5 exons. Gene Ontology annotation, biological process: protein stabilization. Gene Ontology annotation, molecular function: protein-folding chaperone binding. The coding region runs from base 87 to 671 and encodes 194 amino acids.